Molecule: messenger RNA, 1175 nt
Organism: Spizellomyces punctatus DAOM BR117
Lineage: Eukaryota; Fungi; Chytridiomycota; Chytridiomycetes; Spizellomycetales; Spizellomycetaceae
Product: thiamine transporter TPC1
Exons: 9
Coding region: 103-1080 (325 amino acids)
Biological process (GO): thiamine pyrophosphate transmembrane transport
Cellular component (GO): mitochondrial inner membrane
Molecular function (GO): thiamine transmembrane transporter activity
Source: RefSeq, a predicted model, not a curated record
CUGCAGCACAUUUUGAAAUUUCCAUCUCCACUUUUUAAAUCCAAGUUGUCGACCACAAUUUCAUCGCACGCUACUAAUAUACCCGCUGCAUUCGCAGCAACCAUGUCCCCAGCAACCGCUGCCGAACCGAAGAAACGAAGUUUGGCUCCCUGGCAGAACGCAGUAAGCGGUGCUACUGCUGGGGUGAUAUCCCGAUUCGUCAUUGCCCCCCUGGAUGUCAUAAAAAUCAGAUUUCAGCUUCAAACUGAGGAACUGCGACUUAGCCGGAUAAGGGGUGGAGAAGUUCCAGCACAAGUCAAGUACAGGGGACUAGCGCAAUCAUUUACGCGAAUCAUUCGGGAAGAGGGUCUCAGAGGGUUAUGGAAAGGAAAUCUUUCCGCCGAAUACUUAUACCUUGGAUAUGGGGCGGCUCAGUUUUACGCGUAUCCCGAGUAUGAGCGAUUAUUGAACCGGACAACGCAAUAUCUCAACUUCAAGCUCCCCACAGAGAUCGUUGCUUCCUUGGCUGGCGCCUUGGCAGGAUGCACUGCAACGGUCGCUACAUACCCAUUUGACCUUCUUCGGACGCGUUUUGCGGUGCAGGGACAACACGGACCCUACUCCGGCCUAGUCGAUGCGAUACGACAGAUUGCAGGAAAGGAAGGGCUCCCUGGAUUUUACAGGGGUGUCUGGCCUUCCAUGUUGCAAAUGAUGCCGCAGACUGGAAUCGUAUUUGCAAGCUUUUCGUUUUUUAAAAAGCAUCUAGACGGGUUGAAGGCGGGAGGAAUGAAGGAUUUCAUAAGCGGGGGUUUGGCUGGAAUGGUAGGGAAGGCGGCAGUGAUGCCUUUCGACGUAGUGCGAAAACGCCUUCAGGUACAAGGACCCGAGCGAAAUUCUUAUGUAGUAGGUGACGUGCCACGGUAUCCAAAGGGAUUCCUUCGGUGCUGCCGCCAAAUCGCCCGAUAUGAAGGAAUAUUAGCUUUAUACAAAGGACUGCUCCCUAGUUUGCUAAAGUCAGGUCCAUCAGCUGCGGUAACGUUUUUGGUAGUCGGAGCAUGUCAGAAAGCUUUUGCAGCAGUAGAUGGCGUAGAACGACAGUAAUUUAAAUAGAUGAACGUAUACAGUGUUGGUUAUUUAUAACCAGGCCUUCGAGUGUUUUCCAUCUGUGGGCAAACAAGAGGAUGUUCGGUCCGACC